AUGGCAAGCCAAAAUGUUGCAUCGAUGGUGCAAGGGAGCGGAGCAGAUGCUUCACCGCGCCAGGAGGUCAUCAUCCACAGGACCGUGCGAGAUGUUGGCGGGGCCAACUGGCCGGUCCUCACACGCACAAACUAUGGCGAGUGGGCGGUGCUGAUGAAGGUCAAGUUGCGUGCGCGCAAGCUUUGGCGGGCCAUCGAGGAAGGCACCGAGGAUGAAGAAGAGGACUGCGCAGCGAUGGAAGCGAUUCUGUCCGUUGUGCCUCACGAGUACGUGGAGUCAUUGGCGCUCUCCAUCGAGACGUUGAUCGACAUGUCCACCCUCACGAUUGAGGAUGUGACUGGGCGCUUGCGGGCAGUGGAUGACCGCGUGGAGACGGUGACGAUAUCUACCAGCGGCAAGUUACUACUGACCGAGGAAGAAUGGGCAGCUCGUAUGCGCGAGCGGCGACCCGGGGAAGGCUCCUCCAACCGUGGCGGCUACGGCAAGCGUCGUGGUAAGGCCCCGCAGAAGAAGAAGGACGGCAACAACGCACGUCCGAUCGAUAAGGACACUUGUCGACGCUGCGGGAAGACAGGGCACUGGGCCCGGGAUUGCAAGAAUCCCAAGAAGGAGAAGAGUGAGGCGCACCUCGCACAGGUGGACGACGAGGAGCCAGCUCUUCUCAUGGCAACGAUCUGCACGUUGCAGGACGUCGAGCCAGAGUUGGAGGAAGUCAAGGCGGCGGCUACAGAGCAGGGGAAGGCACUGCAGGCCGUUCACCUCGACGAGUCGAGUGCUCAAGUCCACCUUGGACGAAUAUGCGGUGGCAUGGAGCAGAGGUGGUACCUGGACUCUGGCGCUAGCAACCACAUGACCGGCUCCAAGGAGGCCUUCUCCGAGCUUGAUGACGACGUGACGGGGACGGUGAAGUUCGGCGACGGCUCGAAGGUGGAAAUUCGAGGGCUGCUCAUCGGCUUCAAAAGCUUGGGCAUGUUCAAGCCCUUUUCCCUCUUCAGGAUCACUGGUGCCAUUGGCCCCCUUACCUUCGGCUUUAGCAUGAUGCCAGUUCUCCCAGUUUGUCCCCUUCUCAAGGGACUUGUCUUCAUCUUUAUUAAGCAGCUCAUUGUCCUCGGUUUUCUCUUUAGCUUGGUCAGAGGACUCAUGGCUUGA
This is a messenger RNA of Striga hermonthica, 1149 nucleotides long. The record is from the annotation of a GenBank genome assembly. Lineage: Eukaryota; Viridiplantae; Streptophyta; Magnoliopsida; Lamiales; Orobanchaceae.